Phragmites australis (common reed) is the source of this 1255-nucleotide messenger RNA. RefSeq lists its product as uncharacterized. Lineage: Eukaryota; Viridiplantae; Streptophyta; Magnoliopsida; Poales; Poaceae. The transcript has a single exon. The coding region runs from base 67 to 1056 and encodes 329 amino acids. The record is from RefSeq and is a predicted model, not a curated record.
UUCAUAGCUAGCUCCCUCACAUUGUCAAUCAGCCAGCCACGGUCAUUCCCUUUGUCCGUAGGCGCCAUGGGGUGCACCACCUCCCGGCAAGCACGGCACGACCUCCGGUACUGCCCGUCGCCGCUCGCGCUGCCACGCAGCCAGUCGUUCCCCGCUCGGUGCCCCAGUGAUGCUGGUGUCCACGUGGUGCGGCUCACGUCGUCCACGCUCGGCUCCCUCGAGCUCGACAAUGCUGUGCCGCGGGCGCCGGAGGCCGCCGCCGCGCGCGCGCCCACGAGGCUGGCGCCGCGCACGCCGACCAUGACGCCGCCCAACGAACCCGAGGCCAUCGACGCGUGGGCGCUCAUGGCCGGCCUCGAGGAGCACUCGCCGCUGCUGGCCGCGCCGUUCGGGCGCCACUCGUUCUCGUUCCCGAUCGCCACGGUGCCGCAGGAGCUCACGGCGUCCUCCAAGGUGACACCUCUGCCCAUGCCUCAGCCUCACGCGGUCGUGAACGGCGGCGAGGAGAAAGCGAGGAAGGCGCCGCGUAGGGCCGUCCUCUACUUCACGUCGCUGCGCGGCGUGCGCGCCACGUACGAGGACUGCUGCCUCGCCCGCGCCAUCCUUAAGGGCUACGGCGUGCGCGUCGACGAGUGCGACGUGUCCAUGCACCGCGGCUUCCGCGACGAGUUGAACGGCCUCCUCGGCCUCAGGGGCGGCGGUGCCCUCGCCAAGUGCUGGGCGCCUGCCGCGCCCGCCCUCCCCAGCCUGUUCGUGGACGGGGAGCUCGUGGGCAACGCAGACGAGCUGAAGCGGCUGCACGAGGCCGGGGAGCUCGCGGCGAGGCUGACCGGGUGCGAGAGCGCGGCGGCCGGCGAGGCCAGCGCAUGCGAGGCCUGUGGGGACGUGCGGUUCGUGCUCUGCGAGGUGUGCUCCGGCAGCUGCAAGGUGUACGUGGACGAGGAAUGUGAGCAGGAGGAAGACGACGCGUCGUACCACUGCGGCGGCUCCGGGUUCCGGCGAUGCACGGAGUGCAACGAGAACGGCAUCUUGAGGUGCCCCGUGUGCUGCUGCUGAGAUGUUUGCGGUUUUGGAUACGCGACGUGACGUGCAGAGUAUUUUUUUUUUCUUGCGUGCGCCACUUUAAGGGGAUGCUAGCUCCCCUGUGAUUUGUGAAUGAUCUUGUAUUGUUGCGUGACCAACGGUGCACGAGGAUCGUGCUGUCUCUGUUUGGCUUUCAGAGUGCUGCAUUAAGAGAUGCCAAUGCUUCAGUGGU